Molecule: messenger RNA, 2853 nt
Organism: Anoplophora glabripennis (Asian longhorned beetle)
Lineage: Eukaryota; Metazoa; Arthropoda; Insecta; Coleoptera; Cerambycidae
Exons: 7
Coding region: 513-2828 (771 amino acids)
Source: RefSeq, a predicted model, not a curated record
GAAAUAAAUUAAUAUCUUCUAUUUUGUGAUAACUUUAGAAUAAACGUAUGUAUAAAUUUGAGAUUUAAUAUGAUUAUAAAAACAUUGAAUUGGACGCACAUACCUACUUAAAAUAAUGAAUUAUUGAAUUGGAUUGGAUUGGAUUGAAAAAAGCAGUAUUCUGAGUUCUGACGUACUUUGGACGUACGUCUGAGCUUAAAUCCUAAUUCCCGGGGUUGUACAAAAUUGUGAGUAUUGAUUGUAAUGUUUGGAAAUUUUUCCGAUUUUCUUAAUUGUUGUAUCAAUUUCAGUGUUUAAAGGAAAGAGGUAAUUAAUUUGUGUACUUGGUUACUAGGAGCUAUAAAUGCUGUUUUAAAGGUUCACUAAAUAUGAAUAAUGACUACCAGAAAAUAAAAUUAAUAAGAAUUAAAUCCUUUAAUGAAAAGAGAAUAUAGAGAACAGCAUAAUAAUUGAUAUAAACAUUAAUAAUACAAGUUAAGGAAACAAAGCAGCAUGGAUGAUUUUGAAUUAAAAUGGAUCAUGGAGAAGGAAGAGGACCAGGUUUAGAGACCAUAAGAGCUUUACAUCAAACUGUCGUAGCCCUUAGAGCAGCUUUAGAAGAAAGCAAAAGUGAAAUUCUUGAAUUAAAAUCAAAAGCUUGGCCUGUAGACACAGUACAAGAAGCUUUGAGAACUUUGUCUUUGGAAAACCAUGUUUUGAGAAGGAAAUUAAUAAAUUGGAAUGGGGGAAAGUCUGAUAAAGCUAUUGAAACUGAAAAUGAAAAAACUGAUAGCACAAACAUUGAACCAAUAAAAGGAAACACAGAAGAAAUUCGUCCGCGGUAUUCUGCUGAAGAUUUGCAACAAUUAGAAAAUACGGAAAAUAUAAGCCCUGUUUUUGAUCAAUUGCAAAAGAAAAAAGUGACUAUCAUUUCUCCUAAACAAAGUCCGAAAAAGGGUAAACGUAAAAUUGAAGCAAAAAUUUCUAUCAAAACCGAAUCGAUCAGUACUAAAAAAAUAUCUAGAUCUUUGGAAAGUUUAACUAUAUUAAAAUCACCGUUAGAGAGUUCAAGAAAACUAUCUUUUUCUAAAACUUUCAGCUUUUCAAAUUUAUCCAGUCACAUCAAUCGAGAAUUUAAUUUCGAUAUUAAUCAAGAUACCAGCAUGAGCGAUAAGAAAGAAGAUGCAAAAAAACAAACAGAAAAUGAUAUAAAUGAGAAUACUUCAAUACCUGAAGAACCUCAAAGUCCACAAAAUGAUUUAGAGCAAGCGGAAGAGGUAGAUGAUAUAGAACUGAUAUUUACUACUGACGACACCAAAGAUUCAGAUUUUAAGGAACAGCUCGUUUCAAUCGAUGCUGGAGAUAGUGUGCAAGAGGCAUCUAAUAUCUUGCAGCUUCCAUUGAGUGAUGUGGAUCAUCUCGAUGCUUCUGAUAGAGAACUUGACGAUGACGUGUUUAACGAUAAUUUUGAAAAUGAAAAUCAGGAAAAUACAAAUUUUCAAUCCCUUGAAAUGAAACGUGGUAACUCUCAGAUAUAUGAUUCAAAAUCGGAUAACUCUAUAAAUCAAGAAAAAAGUUUAAAAAGCUAUUAUUCUUUGCAAGAUUCUAGUUUUGAGAAUAAGUCUUUAGAAAAAGAUGAAAGUUUCGAUAGGUUUGAUGACAGAAUACGCAUCGUGGAGACUGAUAUUUCCAAAUGUGGUAUACAUGAUGUUGAAUAUGUUGCUGGCAGAAGGAAUACUUGCCCUAAUCCUCUACAGUACAGGCCCCUUUUGCACAGAGAAGCCCUUUCAAAAGGGCUUACCGUGGGCAGAAAAAGCAGGCCGAUAUUAACUCAUUCAAAUGCAAUAAGAAAGGAAUCUGGAGCCCAGACAGACAUAUCAGCUCUCCCUGGGUCGUCUUGGAGGUCUGAGAGUAGUUUAGCAAAUAAGGCGAGAUUGGGUGAAAAUUUUACAACACUUCCAUCUAAGUUUCCAAUGCCCGGUUCUCGUCUCCGAUUAUCCGAGAAAACCGUAGAAGCAAGGAGGGUUUUACUCUCCGACAUAGGUUUUACCAGCAUGGUUCCAGAGUUGUCACGUUCAGCUGACCAUUUAUUUCCACCUAAUUUAAAGCCAGUAGGUCCAGCACCCACGUAUGGACAAUUUCUUAGAACUACAGAUUUAUAUUCCCCUGGAUGUACUUCUCAAAAAUUCACUUGGGCCGCCGCUGCUUCUCCCAGUGAUGGCAGUCAGACCCAGUCCCGGUACAGCAGCAUGUACCCAUUACCGUCACCGCCUGCUCCUUCAAGGCGAUGUUCAGCUCCAGUCUCUCCAUCUCGGAGAAAUAUAAUUAAGCAAACUCCGUCUAAAGUGAAGUUUGCUAAUGGGUCUUUGCCGGAGCUGAGGAGUGAUUGGACGGUGACCGUAGACAGCGGAGACUCUACAGACAGUCUGGUUGAGGAGGCCGAAAAUUAUCUUCGCAGGUCAAUCGACUGCAUUAUGACGGGAAGGGAUAUUGUUGCCUCAUCCUACAGUGAAGCCACAAAGUCUGUUCCAAGAAGAGCCUCUGCCCCAGAGCCUUCACGUGACAAUGUUCCACCGCCCGGUUGGCAACCGUUUCUACCUCGAAUUUCCAGGGAUUUGAAGCCAGAUCACUGGGUAAAAGUUAUAACUCAGGAAGGGAGGGUACGAGGAGGAAGGGUAAGGUAUGUCGGACCGGUCGUUUCGCAGACCGAGCAAUUUGUUGGGGUACAGUUAAGUAACCCAGAUGGAUACUGUGAUGGUACUUAUGGCAAUAGAAGGUACUUCCAGUGUGAGCCAUACCAUGGCAUUUUUGUAUCUUUCAAAAAAGUGAUCAUGGGUUGGAGGCCAUAGUAUUAAGGAUAUAUUCACAUGCUGC